AGGAGCAAGAUAGAAAACCCAGCCUGAUGGACAAUUCCUCCUUCAACAGCUUCACCCUGCAGAUAGAAGGGAUCAAAGUCACACCAGCUUCCAUGUAUCCACUCUUCUUCCUCUUCCUCUUCCUCUACCUGUUUAUAUUGACUUCUAAUCUGGGUAUUAUAACUCUGAUUCUGGUUGAUAAAAGACUCCAUCAGCCUAUGUACCUGCUUUUCUGUAACCUUCCAGUUAACGAUAUUAUUGGUAACUGCUACAUGGUUCCCCGUCUGAUGUCAGACAUCUUAUUGCCUCAGUCUGAGCGCCUAAUCAGCUAUUAUGAGUGUGUGGUCCAGGCUUUCUUCUCACAUAUUUUUGGCACCUCCGCCCAUACAGUGCUGAUGAUCAUGGCCUUUGACAGGUACAUGGCCAUCUGUAACCCUCUGCGUUACUCUGCCAUCAUGACCAAAAGAAUGGUGCUGAAGCUAACCGCCUCAGCCUGGGGGACAGCCUUUGUUCUGGUUGGGAUUCUGCUGGGUCUGACUAUAAGGCUGAACCGAUGCAGAACUUUAAUCGUUAAUCCAUACUGUGACAACGCCUCCUUGUUUAAGCUCUCCUGUGAGAGUGUGGUAAUCAAUAACAUCUAUGGCCUGACCUUUACGGUGGUCCUUCUGACCUCCUCCAUAGGCAGCAUUGUCCUCACUUACACCAAGAUCACCUUGGUGUGUCUGACCAGCAGGAACCGGUCUCUGAACAGGAAGGCCCUGAAGACCUGCAGCACCCACUUGUCUGUCUAUAUGAUCAUGUUUAUCUGUGGGAAGGUCAACAUCCUGUUGCAUCGGUUUCCCCAGUACCUCCACUACAGGAAUAUUUCUGCUAUCAUGUUCCACAUUGUUCCCAGCAGCCUGAACCCCAUCAUUUAUGGAACACAGUCUAACGAGAUCAGACAAUUCCUGUCAAAGCUGGUCCGGUCCAGGAAGAUUCUGUCUUCCCAAUAAUGGAUAUCUGAAAAGAACACAUGUCAAACUCUUGGUUCUGUUUCCAACAUUUACUCUAUCGACCAAAAAUAAGUUUUUUGGGGGGCAUCUUAUACAGA
Messenger RNA from Cyprinodon variegatus (sheepshead minnow), 1069 nucleotides. RefSeq names its product olfactory receptor 146-like. Gene Ontology annotation, molecular function: olfactory receptor activity; G protein-coupled receptor activity. Bases 27 to 971 code for a protein of 314 amino acids. The transcript is spliced from 2 exons. Gene Ontology annotation, biological process: G protein-coupled receptor signaling pathway. The record is from RefSeq and is a predicted model, not a curated record. NCBI's taxonomy places the organism in Eukaryota, Metazoa, Chordata, Actinopteri, Cyprinodontiformes, Cyprinodontidae. Gene Ontology annotation, cellular component: membrane.